Messenger RNA from Neofelis nebulosa (Clouded leopard), 3558 nucleotides. RefSeq names its product aldehyde dehydrogenase 1 family member L2 (gene ALDH1L2). Gene Ontology annotation, cellular component: cytoplasm. The coding region runs from base 113 to 2884 and encodes 923 amino acids. The record is from RefSeq and is a predicted model, not a curated record. NCBI's taxonomy places the organism in Eukaryota, Metazoa, Chordata, Mammalia, Carnivora, Felidae. Gene Ontology annotation, molecular function: formyltetrahydrofolate dehydrogenase activity; aldehyde dehydrogenase (NAD+) activity. The transcript has 23 exons. Gene Ontology annotation, biological process: one-carbon metabolic process; 10-formyltetrahydrofolate catabolic process; biosynthetic process.
CUGGCGGACCCGGGGAGCAGCUAUUGAGGCCCCCCGGCUCUCGGAGGCUGCAGGCCGCGCGGCCAGGCUGAGCCCCAGCCGUCGCGCCGCCGCCGGUGCGCUCCCUUCCAUCAUGCUGUGGCGGGGCAGCCAGGCGCUCCGGCGCUUCUCCACCGGCCGGGCCUAUUUCAAAAACAAGCUGAAGCUGGCACUUAUUGGUCAGAGCCUUUUCGGACAGGAAGUGUACAGUCACCUCCGCAAAGAGGGCCACCGAGUUGUGGGCGUGUUCACGGUUCCAGACAAGGACGGCAAAGCUGACCCGCUGGCUUUAGCUGCAGAGAAAGAUGGGACCCCCGUGUUCAAGUUCCCCAGAUGGAGAGUCAAGGGCAAGACCAUAAAGGAGGUGGCAGAGGCCUACAAAUCUGUGGGUGCUGAGCUAAACGUACUUCCCUUCUGCACACAGUUUAUCCCCAUGGAUGUAAUUGACAGCCCAAAGCACGGCUCCAUCAUAUAUCACCCCUCCAUCCUUCCCAGGCAUAGAGGAGCCUCUGCUAUCAACUGGACUCUAAUUAUGGGAGAUAAGAAAGCUGGGUUUUCUGUUUUCUGGGCUGAUGAUGGUUUAGACACAGGACCCAUCCUUCUUCAGAAGUCAUGUGAUGUUGAACCCAAUGAUACAGUGGAUGCACUUUAUAAUCGGUUUCUCUUUCCUGAAGGAAUCAAAGCCAUGGUGGAAGCUGUUCAACUCAUAGCCGAUGGAAAAGCUCCUCGCAUUCCCCAACCAGAAGAAGGAGCAACAUAUGAAGGCAUCCAGAGAAAGGAAACUGCUGAGAUUUCUUGGGAUCAGUCUGCCGAAGUUUUGCAUAACUGGAUCCGAGGUCAUGAUAAAGUCCCUGGAGCUUGGACAGAGAUAAAUGGACAGAUGGUCACGUUUUAUGGCUCGUCAUUGCUGAAAAGCUCCGUGCCUUCUGGAGAACCACUGGAAAUCAAAGGUGCCACGAAGCCUGGUCUUGUUACCAAAAAUGGACUUGUUCUUUUUGGUAAUGAUGGAAAAGCACUGAUGGUGAGGAAUUUGCAGUUUGAAGAUGGAAGAAUGAUUCCAGCCUCUCAGUACUUUUCAGCGGGUGAGACCUCAGUGCUAGAACUUACAGCCGAAGAGGUGAAGGUGGCAGGGACCAUCAAGGACAUCUGGGCUGGAAUUUUAAGCAACGUCCCUGUUAUUGAAGACUCGACAGACUUCUUUAAAUCUGGAGCAAGCUCAAUGGAUGUUGUCAGGCUGGUUGAAGAGAUCAGACAGAAGUGCGGUGGGCUUCAACUACAGAAUGAAGAUGUCUAUCUGGCCACCAAGUUUGAAGACUUCAUUCAGAAAGUUGUGAGCAAACUGAGAGGAGAAGAAUCGGAAGAGGAGCUGGUGGUGGAUUAUGUUUCAAAGGAGGUCAAUGAAAUGACAGUGAAAAUGCCAUAUCAGUGUUUCAUAAAUGGACAGUUCACAGAUGCUGAUGAUGGAAAGACCUAUGAUACUAUCAACCCAACAGACGGAUCUAUAAUAUGCAAAGUAUCCUAUGCUUCUUUGGUGGAUGUUGAUAAAGCAGUAGCAGCAGCAAAAGAUGCCUUUGAAAACGGUGAAUGGGGAAGAAUGAAUGCAAGAGAAAGAGGAAGGUUGAUGUACAGACUUGCAGACCUACUGGAAGAGAACCAGGAGGAGCUGGCAACCAUUGAAGCCCUUGAUUCAGGGGCUGUCUACACCCUGGCUCUGAAGACUCACAUCGGAAUGUCUGUGCAAACAUUCAGAUAUUUUGCUGGCUGGUGUGACAAAAUUCAGGGUUCUACUAUUCCAAUCAACCAGGCCCGUCCAAAUCGCAAUCUGACCUUCACCAAGAAGGAGCCGCUUGGGGUCUGCGCCAUUAUCAUCCCCUGGAAUUACCCACUGAUGAUGCUGGCGUGGAAAAGCGCCGCGUGUCUGGCGGCGGGUAACACGCUAGUGCUCAAGCCAGCGCAGGUCACACCCUUGACUGCUUUGAAGUUUGCUGAGCUCUCCGUGAAAGCAGGCUUUCCCAAGGGGGUAAUCAAUAUCAUCCCAGGCUCAGGUGGCAUAGCUGGGCAACGCCUUUCUGAACAUCCUGAUAUCCGUAAACUUGGUUUCACUGGGUCCACUGCUAUUGGCAAGCAGAUCAUGAAGAGCUGUGCUGUGAGCAACCUGAAGAAAGUUUCCCUUGAACUUGGUGGCAAAUCCCCACUUAUAAUAUUCAAUGACUGUGAACUUGACAAGGCCGUGAGAAUGGGCAUGGGGGCAGUAUUUUUCAACAAAGGAGAGAACUGUAUUGCAGCCGGGCGCUUGUUUGUGGAAGAAGCCAUCCACGAUGAAUUUGUGACAAGAGUGGUGGAAGAAAUUAAAAAGAUGAAAAUUGGUGAUCCACUUGACAGAUCUACCGAUCACGGGCCCCAAAAUCAUAAGGCCCAUCUGGAAAAGCUUCUGCAAUACUGUGAAGCUGGAGUGAAAGAGGGGGCCACCUUGGUGUACGGGGGAAGACAAGUUCAAAGACCAGGAUUUUUUAUGGAACCAACUGUGUUCACAGAUGUGGAAGACCACAUGUAUCUUGCCAAAGAGGAAUCAUUCGGGCCCAUAAUGGUCAUUUCUAAGUUCCAAAAUGGGGACAUCGAUGGAGUGUUGCAGCGAGCAAAUAACACAGAGUACGGUUUGGCCUCAGGGGUUUUUACAAGAGACGUAAACAAAGCCAUGUACGUGAGCGAGAAACUAGAAGCGGGAACUGUUUUUGUUAACACCUACAACAAGACGGACGUGGCCGCCCCUUUCGGUGGGGUUAAACAAUCUGGCUUUGGGAAAGACUUAGGUGAGGAAGCUCUAAACGAAUACCUCAAAACCAAGACUGUGACGCUGGAAUACUAGAGAGAGCUGUCGUCGGGAACCCCCUGCAGACAGCCUCACUCCUCAACUCUCUCGACACACUUGAGGAGCCUGGAUGUGCUGAAGGAGGAGCCGCGAGUUGAAAAAUCCACAGGUGGACCGCCAAGGGGGUCAGACCACACGUCUAAGCAUUUACACCCGUGCCUGAGUGUUUUCUACUGCACCUUUUAUACUUUCAAAUGAUUUGCAGUUGUUGGGUUUUGACUAUGUUGUAUCUCACAUGUAUUUAUAGACCGCCAAGCUGCUUUUUCUCCCCAACUAAUCUAGCCGUUGUUCAUCUUGAAAAAUGCCAGUAUCAGCCGGUUGUACUACACGAGGCGCAUUUUGGGGGAAACUUUGCAUAAUAAUGUGCAGAUUUUAACCUCCAAACUAUACCUAUGGGGCUGUUAAAAGGGUUUUCUAUAAUUUUGCUCUCAUGGAACAGUAUAUCCUAUAAGGAAUGUGAAAUGAAUUUUUUUUUCAUAUUUGGAAAUAAGAUACAUCUUUGUGCCUUUUGAUGUUCUAUUUUUCAACCCACUGUGAUGGGUAACGAACCCACAAACAGUUCUUCUAGGAAUGGGGUACUAUGUAAUGUUGUGAGCAGUAGACAGAAUUGAAUGACAUUAUCUCUGGCUCCAAAUAGCUUAAAUGCUAAUAAAUAGCUUUUAAAAAGUGAA